Adineta steineri is the source of this 396-nucleotide messenger RNA. The record is from the annotation of a GenBank genome assembly. Lineage: Eukaryota; Metazoa; Rotifera; Eurotatoria; Adinetida; Adinetidae.
AUGGCAGACACAAAAGAAAAUGAAGCGGCAGCUAGUCAUACUCUUCUCGAGAUGAAUGAAGCAACAACAACUGGACAACCACCCAAAUAUGGUGCGUUUGAAUCAGAAACACCAGCAUCGGUUGCAAAUCAAUCAUCAGAAACUAUAGUUGUUAGUGUUCCAGAACUAUUCGGUCAUGAUCCUAUGGAAUGUUUAUGUUGGAAUUGUCAUACACGUAUCGUAACUCGUGUAGGAAAAAAAAUUGGUUAUUUACCAUGGAUCGCCUGUAUGGCUCUUGUAACUCUUUGCUGUUGGUGUGGAUGUUGUUUAGUUCCUUUUUGUGUCAAAGAUCUCAAGGAUACAAAUCAUUAUUGCCCGAAAUGUGAAACACUAUUGGCACGCAAGGAACGAAUAUAA